Molecule: messenger RNA, 417 nt
Organism: Aureobasidium musti
Lineage: Eukaryota; Fungi; Ascomycota; Dothideomycetes; Dothideales; Saccotheciaceae
Source: the annotation of a GenBank genome assembly
AUGUCGACACCAACACCCACAACCCUGCGCAGCCUCUACCGCUCCCUGUUACGCGAACUGCCCCUCGCACCUCGCCCACGCCCNUCCCCACUAGCCUCCCACCUGCGCACCACCUUCGCCUCUUCUCCCUCCACAACCCCCGUAUCCUCAAUCACACGCGCCAGUCUCUCCGACGCCAAAUCUACAUCCUCCACCAUGGCAAGCUCAUCAGGCCUUGAUGCUGUGGGGGCAACAAAGACAAUGCUGCAGAGAGUGCAAGAGGCAGACCAACUAGCCCAAUACCUCAAGGCGCAGAGGAUGUAUGUUACGCUGGUGGAGAGGUAUAAUCCAGGCAUGAAUAUGAAUGAGGAGGAGAGGGUGAGGUUGACGGCUAGGAGGGUGGGUAUGGAUUUGCCGGUGGAUUAUGUCAAGGAGUAG